Molecule: messenger RNA, 2723 nt
Organism: Xenia sp. Carnegie-2017
Lineage: Eukaryota; Metazoa; Cnidaria; Anthozoa; Malacalcyonacea; Xeniidae
Product: PC3-like endoprotease variant B
Exons: 3
Coding region: 122-2170 (682 amino acids)
Biological process (GO): protein processing
Cellular component (GO): trans-Golgi network; Golgi membrane
Molecular function (GO): serine-type endopeptidase activity
Source: RefSeq, a predicted model, not a curated record
ACACUUUUAUAAACAGACUGAAAAGGAACACAGCUGAAACUGUAUAAUUUACUUGCGUUUGUACUCUUGCUAGCUUUCCAUAGUAUAGGAACGGCUAGCUCUAAAGUACAUAACUUAUAUAAUGCCGUGUAAAGUGCUGUUAUUAAAGUUAUUUUGUCUAUUGAUUGUUAUUAAUAGUCGAACGGACUCUUCAAAAGAUACUCAAAGCGAGCGAUUUUUUGAUGACGAUGAAGGUAAAGAGUAUUCCGAUAUUUGGGCUGUGGAACUUGAAGAAGGUGCUGAUCCUGACAUAGUAGCGAGGGACAAUGGUUUUAAGAAUAAAGGUGUUAUACAUGAGAAAAGAUUUUACGAGUUUGUGUACGAUGGUCCUAGAAAACAUCUUGCUAAGAGAGCCAGUCGUCGCCAUGUUGAACUUAUCCAUCGUCGUCUCUCAGAUCACCCACACGUAAAGUGGUUUGAACGACAGUUAAUCUUACACCGAGUGAAGCGCUCGCUUACUUUUAAUGAUCCUAAACUCGAAUAUCAAUGGUAUAUUCGUAAUACUGGUAAAUUUAACAGCGGUCUUAAAGGCUAUGAUCUACGUAUAUGGCCAGUUUGGGAACUUGGGUACACUGGUAAAGGCGUCAAAAUUGCAGUUCUUGAUGAUGGCUUAGACCAUACCCAUCCUGAUAUUAAAACAAAUUAUGACCCGCAUGCAAGUUAUGAUUUUAAUGGUGAAGAUCCAGACCCAUUUCCUCGUGAUAGCGAUCCUUAUAAUGCUCACGGUACUAAAUGUUCUGGUGAGAUUGCUGCCGUUGCAAAUAACAGCAUUUGUGGAGUUGGUGUGGCAUUUGGAGCAAGUAUCGGAGCAGUGAGAAUGUUGGAUGGAAAAGCCACUGAUUCCUUGGAAGCAAAAUCUUUAGGAUUUAGAAAUGAUUACAUUGAUAUAUAUUCUUGUUCUUGGGGUCCUAAAGAUGACGGUAAAACAUUUGGACGACCUGGAAGAUUGGCAAAGAAAGCUUUCGUUAAAGGAGCUGAGCGUGGUAGAAAAGGAAAAGGAAACAUUUACGUGUGGGCGACUGGCAAUGGUGGUUUAGUUGGUGAUGAUUGUGACUGUGAUGGAUACACAACUAGUAUUUAUACUCUAUCCAUUGGUGCUAUCAGUGAUCAUGGCUUAUCCACGUAUUAUGAUGAAAAGUGUGCUUCAACUAUAGCAGUUGUUUUCACAGCUGACAGUCAUCGUGGUUCAAUAUAUACAGGAGAUAAACUUAUUACAACUGGAUUACAUCAUCAAUGUGAGGAGACAUUUCGUGGAACAUCAUCUGCCGCUCCACUAGCUGCUGGAAUAAUUGCUCUUUUGCUUGAAGCAAAUCCAAAUCUGACGUGGCGAGAUGUUCAACAUAUUGUCGUCCAUACUUCUAAAAAGACAAGUCCAUUAGACGAGGGUUGGAGAAGAAAUGGCGCUGGGUUUGAAUUUAAUCAUAAGUUUGGUUUUGGUAGAAUGGAUGCUCUUGCCAUGGUUCAAGCUGGAUUAAAGUGGAAGUAUGUCGCUCCGCAGCAUGUUUGUAGAAUUCUUGGAAAGCAAAAAAAUGUUCCAAUACCUAAACGAGGUCAAGCAGUUGUUCAUCUCAAAACCAGAGGUUGUCGAGGCCAAUCUAACGAAGUGAAGAAAGUAGAGCAUGUUGACGUCACGGUUACUAUACGUCAUCGUCGUCGUGGUGAUCUCAAUAUAACCAUAGUUUCUCCUCGCGGUACCACAAGUAAUCUUCUUACCCCCAGGAGAUAUGAUAGCUCUACGAAAGGAUUGAAAGAUUGGACAUUUAUGACUGUCCAACUGUGGGGUGAAAAUCCGUUUGGUGUAUGGACUCUGUACGUACGAGAUCAAGAUGCCAACCAUUAUAACAAUGAUAUACAGGACAAUGAAGAUCGUUAUAGGAAAAUAUUGGAUGAAAGAAAGGCCAAUCGAGCGAGAGAUUUCAUCCCUGGAGCGUAUGAUUUUAUUCACGACGAAGUUCAUCAUGGUAGAUACAAAGAAGACUACAUGAGAGAUGAGAUUCCACUUAAAGAAACUGAACAAAAUCCAGAGAAACUCAGUGAAGGUUUCAAGGAAUCAGAUGAAUAUAGACUUAAAAGUACGCCUGCUGGUUACCUAGUCAAGUGGAGUAUUACGCUAUAUGGUACAAACAAAUAAAAUCAAAUGAUUAAGGAACUGGAACAUGAAAAAGAAGUGACACAUCCUAUGAUUUUAAAUUGUGUAGUUUUAUUAAAGAAAACUUUAUGUGGACAAAAUUUUCCCAAUUUGAAAGAGAUGUGUUUUGUAAUUUGAAUGUGUUAUUAAAAACUUCAUUUAUGAUUAACAUCUCCUAUCUCACAUUUAAUAAAACAUUCAAAUUCGUAAAUACGCUUUCAAUGUAUAAAGACUCCCUUGAAAGUGAUCAUGAAAGUGUAAUUUGUUUGCUAUGUAAAAUUUUUACAUUAAUUAAAGCAGAUAUUUCAAUAUUGUAAGAAUAUAAUGAAAUAUUUGUAUUGUAUUUUCGUAUUCGUGACGUUGAUAUCAAAUGAUAUUUUGUUUCAUCUCUAUAGUAUGGAUAACUACAAAAAAUUAUUUAUCUUUUAUCCUGCAAUAUUUUAGGCAAAUGUUUACGUACAGAAUAGAUAGAAGAAUAACUUAAGUACAGCAAAGUUGUAAACAGUAUGAAAACAUGCAAGUAAAAAUAUCAAAUAGAGAUUUUGAUGAAUUAAAA